GUUCAUCAUCAUUGAAGGCAUUCAGAGGGAUCAGAUGUACCUCCUCAACCUGCUCAGAUACCUGAGGCCACUCCUAGGCCAGGCAUGCAGCCAGAGACGUCUCAUAGGACACAGGGUCAGGGACAGGAUGAGGAUCAGGCUGCGAGAGAGAAGGAACAGGACAAGGAAGAGAGAGCAGCAAUAGAGAGAGAAAUCAGAGUCCAAAUCAGACUCAAGAACAUGGCGGAGCUGCACGAGAAAGUUGAGCAGGGAGAGCAGCCUGUGGUACUAGAAGACAGAGAGGGGAAUGGCUCACCCACUCAAGACGAUGAGACUCCUUUUUUCACGGAGGCUUGGGACAACUUUGAUAAGUUGUUGGAGGCAACAGGGAGGUCCAGGGAGCAGCAUCAAGAGAUGGGGGUUAAGCUGGUGUCUACAGACUUGAUUAGCCUGAAGGGCCUUAUGAAGGAGGGCUUUGCGACGGCCAAGACUUCUGAUGAAAAGAUGGAGAAGAGGUUGACAAGGGUGGCGCGGGCGUCUCAUGAGCAGAAAAUGGACUGGCAGAAAGAAAUUGGUGAUCUCAAGAAGGAGUUUGAGGGACAGGACAAGAAGAUGGAAGCCAUAAAGACUGAGGUGGAGAAGGCGUGGGCAGGCAACGAGGCCAUCAGACAGGUCAACCAGACCCUCAACAAAGUCAAUGACACCCUGAGGACCUACUUGCAGGUACAACGUAAUAUUUUUCAGGCAAAGGAAGCCAAGUGGGAGAAAAGGAUAGAGGAUCUUGAGGCCAAAUGUGUACAACAGACGCCGACUACGGUGGUGGAUUGGACAGAGGUCCAGGGGCUUAAGAUCAGGAAGCAGCCUGCAGAGGAGGCCUUCAAGUGUCAGAAGGUGGAAGAGAGGGCAAACGAGCAGAAGGAUGAGGAAAUCCCCCUGCUAGAUAAGGAGAUGUUACAGCCUAAGGAGGCUCUAGCAGGGACGGGGUCAGAGACUGGGGGGUUUGAGUGGAGGAUGCCCACAGUCUUGGCACAUGAGGCGAGGCCACCAGCAGAGGAUGCGAUGGAUGAGGCUGCACUUCCCAUGACUCAGGGGGAGACUGUGGGGCGACAGAAGGUUCAGGAGAGUGUGGGACAGGCCAUGGCGGAGGCUGAGGAGAGGGAGGAGCGGGAGGUCUCUUAGAAGACCCCACCACCUCAGGAUAUGCCUCUGGUUGCAGGUCUGGAGGAUGCACUGGGAUCUU
This is a messenger RNA of Chara braunii, 1219 nucleotides long. The record is from the annotation of a GenBank genome assembly. NCBI's taxonomy places the organism in Eukaryota, Viridiplantae, Streptophyta, Charophyceae, Charales, Characeae.